Molecule: messenger RNA, 1020 nt
Organism: Theileria annulata
Lineage: Eukaryota; Apicomplexa; Aconoidasida; Piroplasmida; Theileriidae
Product: ATP-binding protein, putative
Exons: 2
Coding region: 1-1020 (339 amino acids)
Molecular function (GO): GTPase activity
Source: RefSeq, a predicted model, not a curated record
AUGAGAUACGCCCAGAUAGUCUUGGGUCCUGCUGGGAGUGGGAAAACAACCUACUGCAAGGUGUUCCAGGACUAUCUUUUUUCCUGCAAAAGAAACUGUUACAUAGUUAACCUCGACCCAGCAACAGAAGAUGGUUUGGUAUUUGAAAAUGAUAAAAUCGGAAACAAGACCAAUUCAAACAAAUCUAAUAACAAUAAAGUGAGCCCUUUUGAUACUGAUAUUCGGGAUUUUGUCGAUAUUGGAUCAAUAAUUGAGGAAGAGGACUUGGGACCAAAUGGUGCUUUGGUGAGGAGUUCAGAACUUUUGGCAGAGAAUUUGGGUUGGCUUUCAGAACAGCUUGAAUCUACCUAUUCCGACGAGUCUUACCUAUUGUUUGAUACUCCAGGUCAGAUUGAGCUUUUCCUUCAUAUUCCAUACAUAAAGACUAUUACUGAGCUAUUAAAACGCUUAAAUAUUAAUUGUCUGGCUGUUUAUCUUUUGGACGUUUCAUUCAUGAAUGACCCUGCAAAGUUGAUUUCAGGCUCACUCGCAGGGCUCGCCGCCAUGGUUAACCUUGAAAUGCCUCACAUAAAUGUCUUGUCAAAGUGCGAUUUAAUAUGUGACAGUAACAAUAAGAUCUCUAGGAACCCAUUCCUUGAUGUAACAAGCAGCACCUUCGGGUUUUCACCAAAUGACCUUCAGUUCCAAAAGUUACACAUAUCCAAUCCCACACAAAACCCAGAUGAUCCUGAUUUUGACCCGGAUUCAGACAAUAUGGACUACUCUGAGUUUUACGAGAUUGUAAACAAGUCGAGCAACGAUCUUGUUAGCAGUUUGGACAAACACCUUCCCAGGACUUACAAAAGACUCAAUGUAGCAUUCGCUUCACUUUUGGAGGAUUUUGACCUCGUUUCAUUCAUGCCACUUAACAUAAAUGAUGAGGAAUGUCUGGAACAACUUUUAGUAGCCACAGACGUCGCAUUACAGUUUGGUGAGGAGGCUGAGCCCUCCGCUAAAUUCGACCUAUCUGAUACAAUUUAA